AUGUCCAAUGAUUCUAACAACGCUUUCAACGCCCCUUUUGGUGUUGAACAAUCUCAAAUCAAUACGAAGCUUCUCGACCCACGCUUCUUUACUACUACAACAACCACAGUUGCUCCCACUAUGUAUUCUGUUGCAAAUAUGCCGUUGAACCAGACUUUAUCUCCUACUCAAUCUCAGGCAUCAAGAGAGUUAAUUGUCGAUUUUUGCAUAAACGUAUCCUUCUCUCUUGAUCGUACUGAAAAACAAGUUCAAAGGGAUAUGAAUCACUUUUUUCAACUAUGUGACGUUCAUAUGAAUCGAAUUCUUCCCGACGAUGUGGAUAUAAAGAUAAUACAGCUUCAGAAUAGAUG
Molecule: messenger RNA, 350 nt
Organism: Scutellospora calospora
Lineage: Eukaryota; Fungi; Glomeromycota; Glomeromycetes; Diversisporales; Gigasporaceae
Source: the annotation of a GenBank genome assembly